Crotalus tigris (Tiger rattlesnake) is the source of this 2654-nucleotide messenger RNA. RefSeq names its product G protein-coupled receptor 4 (gene GPR4). The transcript has 3 exons. Gene Ontology annotation, biological process: G protein-coupled receptor signaling pathway. Gene Ontology annotation, cellular component: membrane. The coding region runs from base 1438 to 2550 and encodes 370 amino acids. The record is from RefSeq and is a predicted model, not a curated record. Gene Ontology annotation, molecular function: G protein-coupled receptor activity. Lineage: Eukaryota; Metazoa; Chordata; Lepidosauria; Squamata; Viperidae.
UAAAGCCUCUGGGUGGCACCCUCCUCCGUGAGCCCUCACCACAAGAUGGGGCCACGGCCCCUCAGGGCCCCCCACCUCAAAGGCCAGAAAGGAAUUGGGGAUCAGAGGGGUCUCUCGCUGAUCUUUUGGGCCAGGUCUUCUCACCCGAAUCCCCUGGGCUAAAGGAGCACAUCGUGGAGGGGGGGCACUCCGGCUCUCCCCACACCAGACCAGCUGUUGCCGCCCAAAGGGGCUCUUUUCCCAGGAAGGCAGCAGGCUGAACCCUCAGGGGAAGCAAGCGCUCCCGAGCAGCAGCAGCAGGACCGUCCCCGCGAUGGUGGGCGCUGCUUCGGCGGGGGGGGGGGCGGCUCCCGGGAUGCGCGAAAUGCCGCUCCUUGCAGGCCAGUUUUGCCUCCUCCGCCUCGUCCGCCGUGGGUCGCUAGCGGGGCUGAGCAGACGGGGCAGAGCCUGGUCGGGCUCACAGCAUCGGCGGGAUGCGAAGGCUGCCUGAGCGCGGAGAAGUUGCGAGGAGGGUCCGCGAGGCUCGCCCAGAUCCCCCUCCAGCUCCUCUCCCCGCCGCCGCCAAGUUGACCUUUAACGUCUGGAUUCGCUCCCCCUCCCCACCUCGGAGCCUCCCCGUCUCCGCAGCCCCUACAGGGGCCCCGGCAGGCGGGAGCGGCGGGGCGCCCGGGGGAGCCGGCAGCGAGCGGGUUAAGCGGCUCCCCGCCCCGAGAGGCUGGCUCCGCGGAAGGCGCCGCGCCGAGAAAGUCUCCGGGCAACCGCCGCCGAUCACUCCGGGUUGAGCCGGGCGGCGAGCGGAGGUCCUGAUGGAAGCCGGGCAAGAUGCCUCGCCGGCGGCGUGAGCAGCUGUCCCGCGCCCCCUGCGCAGCGGCGCCGCUCGGGAGACGCCCCCCGACCCCGCCGGUGGAGGAGGCGGCGGCGGCGGCGGCGGCGGCGGCGGCAACCCUCCCGGGGAAGUCUCAACCGUUGCUUCUUUCCUUGAUCAGUUUCCACCCGCUGCUUCUUGUGGGAUCUGUCCUUCUCCAAGGACCCCUUUUCCCGGUUGGUGGAGAUUUCAAGUCCACUAACGUCUCGUCCAAAUGCAUUAAAGUACCUGCACCACAUCUGAGCGACCUGCCUGCACACGGCCAUUUUGUUCCUUCUUUGCUGUCAACAGGAUGAAGCUGUAUUUACUCACCUCCAAAAACAUCCCUGGUGAAGGAAACGUGGUUGGAGGCAGGGGAGGACUGGUCUGAAAAGCCAGGAAAGGCCACUGGGCGGUAGCCCAACCCCCGAGAUCGGACAGACGGCAGCCAAAGGUUAUCAGCACCGUUUAGAGGGCAAUGAUGGAGCCCCUUCCUCGUGGCAGCUUCAGGAACUUCCUUUUGGCGGCCCACCUGGUCCUGCGGAUACUUCACCUCCAGCCACGCAAACUUUGCUGCUGAGCUGGGCUCCAGGAUGUGCAACGCGAGCCAAGCCAGCUGGAGCUGCCUUGUGGACUCCAGGGUAGACCACCUCUUCCCGCCCACCCUGUACAUCAUCGUCAUCACGGUGGGGCUGCCCACCAACUGCAUGGCGCUCUGGGCAGCCUACCUGCAGGUCAGGCAGAAGAACGAGCUGGGCGUCUACCUGAUGAACCUGUCCAUUGCGGACCUGCUCUACAUUGCCACGCUGCCCCUCUGGAUCGACUACUUCCUCCACUAUGACAACUGGAUCCAUGGGCAGGAAUCCUGCAAGCUGUUUGGGUUCAUCUUCUACACCAACAUCUACAUCAGCAUUGCCUUCCUCUGCUGCAUCUCGGUGGACCGCUACCUGGCCGUGGCACACCCCCUGCGCUUUGCCAAGUUCCGGAGGGUCAAGACCGCGGUGACCGUCAGCCUGGUGGUGUGGACCAUCGAGAUUGGGGCCAACUCAGCCCCGUUGUUUCACAACGAGCUCUUCCACGAUCGCUACAACCACACCUUCUGCUUCGAGAAGUACCCCAUGGAGGAGUGGGUGGCCUGGAUGAACCUCUACCGGGUCUUCAUCGGCUUCCUCUUUCCCUGGAUGCUGAUGCUCUGCUCCUACCAGGGGAUCCUGAGAGCCGUGCGCGGCAACGUCUCCACCGAGAAGCAGGAGAAGGCGAAGAUCAAGCGCCUCUCGCUCAGCCUGAUCGCCAUCCUCCUCUUCUGCUUCGCCCCCUACCACCUCAUCCUGCUCUCACGCAGCACCGUCUACCUGAGCAGGCCAUGCGACUGCAGCUUUGAGGAGAAGAUGUUUGUGGCUUACCACACUUCGCUGGCUUUCACCAGCCUGAACUGUGUGGCGGAUCCCAUCCUCUACUGCUUUGCCAACGAAGGUGCCCGAAGCGAUGUGGCCAAGGCCCUCUCCACCUUGGUGCGCUUCCUCACCAGCUCCAAGCCCCAGGAGAUGGCCAGUGCCUCGCUCACCCUCGACACCCCUCUUUCCACCAAGAAGAGCAUCUUCUGCCGGCAGCCCUUGACCUUCCCACUGCCGCCCUCCUCGCAGGCUGGCGGGUUGGGGAUGGGAGACGAAGAUCUCCCUAUGAAAAUCCUGACUUUUAAGCAGUGAAUGUUCCUGGAGAAGCACCAGGUGCUCUGCCACGCAGCAUCUUGAGGAUGCAAAGAACGGAGUCUUGAAGAGCCAGUAAUAAUAUUACAACAAUUUAAAAACAG